Molecule: messenger RNA, 2563 nt
Organism: Heterotrigona itama
Lineage: Eukaryota; Metazoa; Arthropoda; Insecta; Hymenoptera; Apidae
Source: the annotation of a GenBank genome assembly
UGUUUGAAAAAACUUGCGGUUUUAAAUAAAUCACAAUAUAUAAUAAAUAGAAGGAGAGAAUUUAAUAUAUUAAAUGUCAUACAUCAGUGUAAAUAUGAAUCUGAUAUAGCAUUUGAAUAUACGGAGAAUGAGGAAGAAAAGAAUACCUAUGCACAGGUGUCUCAAAACUAUUUAGGAACAGUCGUUGGUGGAAAUAGAAUAUUCGUGAUACAACCAUAUAUUAAAUGGGGUGUUAAUAAAAAAAGAAAUACUACGCCUCAAUUGCAAUUAUCAGAGGCAAAAGCACUCGUCAGUAAUCUAACAAGUUGGAAUAUUGUUGGUGAAAAGCUUGUUCCUUUACUUACUUUGCAGAGAAUUAAGUUAGUUGGUUCAGGAGCUCUUGAGACAUUGAAACAUGAUGUUGAAAAAUGUUCACAUGUUACGGCCUUAUUUAUUAGUACAAAUUCAUUGAAAUUUGUACAAAUUGCUGAGUUGCAAAAGACUUUUAAUUUGCCAAUUUAUGAUCGUUAUUCUAUAGUCAUUCAUAUUUUUCGAGAACGUGCAAAAACUCCAGAAGCAAAGUUGCAAGUAGCUUUAGCUGAACUUCCAUAUGUAAAACAGAAAAUGAUUGAUUUUACUAAUUAUCGUAUUGGACGAAUAAACUAUACCGAAAAAAUGAAAAACAUGCUUCAAGCUAGAGAGAAAAAAUUAAAAAAUGCAUUGCAAAAAUUGAAAGAGCACAGACAAAGAAUAAAACAACAAAGACUCAGUUAUGGGUUUCCAACCAUUGCUAUUGUUGGCUACACAAAUGCUGGCAAAACAUCUUUGAUAAAAGCAUUAACAGAUGAUGAUUCAUUGCAACCUGUGGACAAACUAUUUGCUACUUUAGAUACAACAGUACAUCUAGGAUUACUUCCAAAUAUGUUGAAAGUAUUAUAUGUUGAUACCAUUGGCUUUAUUCAAGAUAUUCCAGAAACUUUAAUAGAGCCAUUUAUAGUAACUUUAGAGGAUGCUAUGAGUGCAGAUAUUUUAGUUCAUGUGUUUGAUGUGAGUCAUCCUGAUGUUAAAGCUCAAAUUCAACACGUUCAGAAAACAAUAGAGCCUAUGAUACAUGAAAAUAAAUUAAUAAUUAACGUCGCUAAUAAAUGUGAUAUAGUAGAAGAACAUGUGAUAAAAAAUGUCAUACCAAAGGACACGUUUGCCAUUUCUUCUGUUAAAUUAACCGGCAUUAAUUUAUUACGAUCGAGAAUAGAAGAAGAAAUUACAAAUACCACGAGCUUAUUAAAGAGACGCAUUAGGGUAAAAAGUGGAAGUAUAGAAGCGUCAUGGUUGUACAAAGAAACGACAGUUCUAAAUGCUGAACCUGAUCCUAAAAAUCCACAAUAUUUGAUAAUGGAUGUAUAUAUGACAGUACCUAUAUUUUAUAAAUUCAAACGAUUUUUAAAUCUUACUCAAUUUAAAUAAAUUUUACUCAAGUACAUUUCUUCCUUGCUUGUGUGUUAAUUGUGAUAUAUUUAACUGAUACUUGUGUAAUUUCUUUUCAUUCCAUUAGGUCCAUUCUGUUCAUUAUCUUCAUUCAACGGAAUAAAAUACAUUAUGGAACACAGAUAAAAAUUUUAAUUAGGAUAACAUUUAUUUUAACAAUGUUUCUAAUCUAAUUGAGGUAAUAUUUUUUAUCGCAAGAAAACGAAUCAAAUGAUGCUUAUUUCCUUCUGGAAAAAUUAAACGAGACUUACCAACCUCAAAGCUUUUCAGAUUGAGUCGUCUUUUUCAAGUUGAUCUUUCUCUUUUAUGAUGGCUAUUUCGUACACGUGUUGCGCACGUGUUUCUCUCACAGUCGGCACUUUUGAAUACCAGAUGUAUGAUACAUAACUCGGAAUUUCAACCAAGGCAUUCGUUACGCUCGUUAACUAGAUUAAAGCUUUAUUCUGUACAGUCGUUUAUCUUUACGGAUGUCAAAUCUAGACGUAAAAAUAAACUGAAGUAUUUAUUUUAUUCAUACAGCUCCGCAAAGGAUAGAGAAAAUAUAAUAACCUAACGUAUUUAUACAUAUAUAAAGUUAAACUCUGAUCACGAACCUGGAAAUGUUUAAAAUGAAGAUGAAUAGAGAUUUUAAUGUACAGAUUCAAAAUAAAUGUUUAAAAAUAGAAUUCCCGGACGAAAUAUAUCCGGAGGUUUGGCAUGCAAAUAUUCACACAUUAGAAUCGUGCGUUGCAUCUGAAUACAAACUGGCUUCUGACGUGACGCGUGGGUUGCAGAGGAUGCAAUUUCGUGUUAUCGAGGAGUAGAAUUCAAGCAUGGAAGAUGGUUCGUAGAAGAAGAGAGAGAUAUGAAAAUUCAGCGAAGAGUAAACGAGAUAAGGAGGUUGUUAUACAUACUCGUACAAUCUACAACUCUAACCAAACGCAGUUUGAUAUAUGAGUUUUGACAACUGACAAAGAUGACAACUAAACAGAAUACAAUUAUUUACACCAUCGUGCACAAUUGUAUUUUCAAAUUAGAUUUUUAGAUAUAUAACAUAUAUACUUUAAAUGUGAAACUUUUUAACCCAACUUCCAGCUCCAUGUACUUAAUGCACGAUAGA